AUGAGGGCCGACACUUUCACUCUUUUUGCCCUGUUGUCGGGUGUUGCAUCAUCUCAGUCAUCUGGAAGUCCUCUGCCGGGUGGUACAGGCAAAUACAUUGUCCAAUUCUCUGAGACUGGAUCAAACAAAUUCAGGAAACGUGAUGGAGCUCCUGAUACGGCUGGCUUUUACGACAUUCUGGCUACUAAGAACGCCGAUGUGAAGCCGGCCCUGAAUUUUACUUCCGAUGUCUUCCAUGGCAGCUCCUUCCACGUUUCUGCCAAUAAAACGCAAGCAACGUUGGACGAGAUCUCUGCACUGCCGGAAGUGUCAAACAUUUGGCCUGUGCCAAUCAUGUCAUUACCGUUUGUCCCAGCAGCGUCCGAUAAUGACUCUUCAACGACUCAGAAAUGGGAUAUACACAAGAUGACAAACGUGGACCGGCUGCACGAUCUUGGCCUUUUCGGUGCUGGUGUGGUAGUAGGAAUUGUGGACACCGGCGUUGAUUACACACAUCCAGCACUAGGAGGCGGAUUCGGCCCAGGAUUCAAGAUUGAAGGCGGUUACGACAUUGUAGGGGAUAACUACGACGUCGGGGGGACACCUAUCCCUGACGACGAUCCAAUGGACUGUGCCGGGCACGGUACGCACGUGUCUGGGAUUCUUGCAGGACAAACGGACGAUUUCGUUGGUGUCGCGCCCGAAGUGCGCAUUCGCAUGUAUAAAGUCUUCGGUUGCAGCGAUUCGACAGAUGGGGAUGUCAUCAUCGAGGGGUUCUUACGAGCCUUCGAUGACAACGUAGACGUCAUCACAGCAUCCUUAGGCUCCUCCCAAGGUUUCGCCGACAGUGCGCUGGCUGUUGUUGCGUCAAACAUCCAGGCAACCGGCGUCUUUGUCUCAAUUGCAGCUGGUAACUCCGGGGCCAAUGGUCCGUUCUACACUAGCGACGGGGGAAACGGGGUGAAGAGCACGGCUGUUGGGAGCGUACAGUCGCCCAAUUACGUCGCAUACCAGACCUUGGCUAGGUCUACAAGCGGUGAGACAAGACAGAUACCAUAUCUCGACUCAAGUGGCGGACAAUGGAAACUCAACGGAAGCCUCCAGGCAGUGUUCGUUCCCGAUGAGCUAGAGCAUGAUAGCUGCAAAUCUGGGUUUAAUGCAAUCCCAAGUGAUCAAGUGAUGGUUGUUCCUCGGGGAAACUGUUCUUGGCAACUGCUUGACAGUAGUGCUUGGUCAAAGGCUAAAUAUGUCUUCUGGUGGAACUUCGAGAAUACGCCAUAUGAGAUCCCUAAUCGUGUGCUGUAUGACUCAGUUAAUCAAGCGGCCGGAUUUGCGCUUAUAUCGUACGAUGAUGGGUUAUGGCUUGUAUCGCAACAGGAGAGCGGAAAUAACGUUACAUUCUCCUUCGAGAUUGGUGGCGACGAUGCUAUUGCGCUGCCACUAAACAUUAGUGCCGCAGGCUCGAUGAACACUUGGAGUUCUUGGGGCCCUACAUACGACGGACGGAUGAAGCCCGAGAUCUCUGCACCUGGUGGCAUAAUCUUAUCAACGUGGCCAGUUUCACAAGGGAGCUGGUACACCGCCUCUGGCACCAGCAUGGCCACUCCUUAUAUUGCUGGGAUUGCAUCUCUUUGGUUAUCUCUAAAGGGUGGGCGCAAGGUCUUUGGUGUUGAAGCGGGGAAUAUCGUUCAUAAUCAAAUGAUCGCCAGCGGUAAAACUUUGAUUAAUGGUGAUGGUAGUGGAAACUUAUCGUCUGUGGCCCAGCAAGGCGCAGGACUGGUAGACGCCUACAAGACUGUCAUGUACAAAACCUCGAUCAUCCCGUCGAAUAUCGACCUUAACGACACAGACCAUUUCUCAGCGAAGCAUACGGUGGAAGUAAUUAAUGACAGCAACGAUCAGGUUGUCUAUAACGUCACACAUGCACCGGGCGUCUCGUUUCUAUCAACUGGCAAUCCCGUCUACUGGGUGAACCAGGUUCCCCCAUACUAUAGUGGAAAAGAGAACGCAGCAACCGUUGAAAUCGAACCUAAUAUGCUCAUAAUCCCAGCACAUGGACGAGCUUCCUUUAACCUCCAAUUUUCUCAGCCAUCAGGUUUAAACGCCACCUUACUUCCUGUUUAUGGAGGCAAUGUCUACGUUGACGGUUCCAAUGGUGAAUCGACAAAAGUUACAUACAUGGGAAUCAAAGGGAGCAUGUACAACGAGCCUGUAUGGCAAGAUAAUCAGCCGCUGUAUCUUUCACCAGCUGGCGGUAGCAUGAAAGCGAAUGAGACAUACAAUUUCCGCAGUGGGUAUAUCCCAAAUGUCCGCUUUCCCAUGCUCUGGGGUACAAGAGAAUGGAGUUUCGAUCUGGUUUCAGAAGACUGGACCCCAUUGGACUGGUCAUAUCCUCCAAUUGAUGGUCAGAACAAAUUUUCCGGUUCACUCGUCAAUUAUGAUGUCCUCAACGAUAUAUACAACCCUUUCCCCAUUCGAAGUUUCCCGAGAAACAAUGGGGCAUUCCAAAUCAACUUUGCCGCGAAUUUCUCAAGCGGAGUGCCUAUCCCAGAUGGUCGGUACAAGCUUUUGACUAGGGCUUUGAAGACCUUCGGCGACAAGUCGAACUUUUCUGACUGGCAGACACGUAUUUCGCCGGUCUUUACAAAUAACAAUACAUUUUAG
This is a messenger RNA of Neoarthrinium moseri, 2643 nucleotides long. RefSeq lists its product as uncharacterized. Lineage: Eukaryota; Fungi; Ascomycota; Sordariomycetes; Amphisphaeriales; Apiosporaceae. The transcript is spliced from 11 exons. Gene Ontology annotation, molecular function: serine-type endopeptidase activity; tripeptidyl-peptidase activity. The record is from RefSeq and is a predicted model, not a curated record. Bases 1 to 2643 code for a protein of 880 amino acids. Gene Ontology annotation, cellular component: membrane; cell wall; cytosol. Gene Ontology annotation, biological process: proteolysis.